Messenger RNA from Scylla paramamosain (green mud crab), 7325 nucleotides. Its product is annotated as putative neural-cadherin 2. NCBI's taxonomy places the organism in Eukaryota, Metazoa, Arthropoda, Malacostraca, Decapoda, Portunidae. The record is from RefSeq and is a predicted model, not a curated record. The transcript has 25 exons. Gene Ontology annotation, molecular function: calcium ion binding; cadherin binding. Gene Ontology annotation, cellular component: adherens junction; catenin complex; plasma membrane. The coding region runs from base 1 to 6804 and encodes 2267 amino acids. Gene Ontology annotation, biological process: multicellular organism development; cell-cell adhesion mediated by cadherin; cell morphogenesis.
AUGGCAGUCGAGUGUAGUGGACGCAACUUUAAAUGCCAUAAUUUUAUCGUGCACUUCCCAACACAGCAGAACACGCCACGCCCACACCAGCACAGCGACAUGCUGCGCUGCCCAUCUAGUCACUCUUGCCACACUGAGAUAGAGAGGCACCAACGAUACCCGAGAGGAGAGUUUUGCCGUCAGCCCCACUCUUCACCACCACUCUGGGCACCAGCACGUCUCACAGUCAAUCAGCGCCCAAGCUCAAGCAGUAACAAUAAAACACAACGUACAUGUCUUCCAUGGCACAGUGAUGAGCGAGCACUCUCCACACGUCUCCUCCCCGACCAGUCCUCGCCCCUGGAGUUCUCGGCGCCCCGCUACUGUGCCGCCCUGCCCGAGGACAGCCCCUUGGCGGCCGUGGUAGGCACCCUCACCGCCACACACACGCAUGGCGCUGAGAUCAAGUACAGCAUCACGGACGGCAACGUUGGGGGCCUCUUCACCAUCGACCAGCGCUCCGGCACCGUUACGCUGGCCGCCGCCCUGGACCACGAGCUCAGUCACCAGCACCAGUUGGAGGUCACGGCGGAGGCAGGAGGAGCUGCAGCCCGCGCCCAGCUGGUGGUGCAGGUCGGGGACGUCAAUGACAACGCCCCUGAGUUCGUACGUCCCGCCCCGCGCAUCACGGUUAUUGAGGAGGAUGACAGGGACUUGCCCGCCACUAUUGCCAGAGUGGAGGUGGUGGACGCGGACAGCAGUGACGCAGUGGGGCUGGCCUUCCGGGUGAGUGGUGACGGCGUGGAUCAGCUUGGUGACGGCGACGCCUUCUUCACCAUCAACGCCAGCACCGGAGACCUCAUCCAGCUCAGAGCACUGGACCGGGACCCGCCGCACGGGAGGGGCGAGUGGCGGCUGCGGGUGGAGGUGCGGGACGGCCAAGGAAGCGGGGAGGAACAGGAAGCAACCCCCGUACUGCCCCAUCCAUUCUCCCCAUCCCACCUCCACCGCCAGGCGUCUUGGGGCCACCAGGACCCCGAAAGAGAUAUCACUCCCACCCAAGCCUGGCCCCAGUACCUCCGAAGCGGUGACGCGGCCAUAGGAGAUACGGGGCACGGGAGGCCAGCUGACAGGGGAAGGAAAGAGCGCCAGUUGUCAGCUCAUAGGGAGCACCACAGCAUCGCAUCAGCCACAAGUGAGGGGCGGCUCUUCCCACAGCAUAUGCAUAAAGGAUGGGCACAGAGAGGACUCGUUACGGAGCGAACCAGAGACAAAACUGAAGUGAGUGUGAGUGUGGGCGCGGGCCUAAUGGAGUUGGGCAUCCAGACGCCUGCCAGUGGGGAGGGCAGGACCAGCAAAAGAGAGGCUGCGGGAUGUCUUUCAGAGCAACAGGAAGUGAAGGCAAAGAGGAUAUUGAUUCCCACGCCGCAAGGAAACAACUUGAAUGAAGACAUCGCGCCGUCCAGACGCCGUGACGGGGAUGUAUCUGCCGUCACGUCCCAGUUCCUGAGGCGGCGGGGCGGCGAAGAUGCGGGCGCCAUGGGGGCUGUGCAGUAUCGGGACAGGCGAUCCUUCCCGGCCUCGUACCCUGGAGUGACGGCGGCGGCUCGCGGCUCCCCGCCAAGCCAUCCAUCACCACAGACAGCAAUCACAGCCGCCGCGGGCCGCCGGGAGCGUAGGAAACAAAACUGGAAAACUUGGAGCCACAACUUGCAUUUACAUGUGAAGGACAAAUCAGAAUCCACUUCGCAAUUCCCUCUCGGCACCAAAAACAAGAGCGUGACAGGCUGGCACGACCCUCUCGCUCAGGCAGCGCGGAACGACCACCUGGGAACGCCCGCUCAUGACUUUCAGAUGAGGAACGUGAGCGCCUCCAGGAAGCUACGCCUCCCGAGAUUUCUAGGCCGCGGCGCUCACGUGGAAGUGCCGCCACCAGAUCAACCACAAGGAAAUCCUCUCCAGGGAAGUGGACGAGGAAAGCGGCAGCUACGCGAGGGUCCGGGAGAGGCUCGCUGCGCCGUGAACACUGCGCCGCUGAGUGCAGCCGCGAACGCCACGCUGAGCGUUGCGAAUGGUAUUCGGCAAGACCUUUCCCCUCUCUCCUCUCAUACUGACCGCCAUCCCGACCCGCCUGGCGCAGGACCCACCGAUCACAGGGCACCUCAUGGCUCGCUUUUCGCAGGGAGCACCAAGCGAGGGUCUCUUGAGGCGAGGAAAUCUAGCAGAUUAAAGGUUAUGGAAAAGAUUCCAUCGCGCCACGGAAGGGAGGACAAGGAUGCUUCCCCCAAUGAACACAAAGCUUCUGAGGAACGAGGAGACGCUGCGGAAGAGAGGAACAUGCCCCGCACGCUCCAUCAGACAAAUCUGGAAUCUCCCGCCACCACUAACAGAAUUCCUACGUCUGGUGGCGUCACCAUUAGCAAGGUGACGCGCGAGGCAGGCCAGGAAGCUCUCACGCCCUCGCCGCUAAAGGAAAGCAGCUGUGAGGGAGUGCAGGUGCUUGGUGGUGGUGGUGGUGGAGGCGGCGGGGGCAAGGGGAGCAUAGUGCACGUGGUGGAUACUGUGGUGACGGUGGUGGUGAAGGACAUCAACGAUAACGCCCCGGUCUUCCCCAACAACACCAUGCUGGGCCACGUGCAGGAAAACGGGCCCGCGGGAGAGGCGGUGGUGGUGGUGUCGGCGUGGGACGCGGACGACGCUUCUGACGGGACCAACGCGCGGCUCACCUACGCCAUCGAGAAGAACGUGGUGGACGAGGGCACGGGCGCCGCCAUCUUUAGCAUGGAGUCUGCCACUGGCCUGGUGAGGACAGCGCGCUGCUGUUUGGACCGCGAGACCACGCCCGAGUACCAGAUCCAAGUGGUGGCCUCUGACGGGGGCGGCUUGAAGGGCACGGGCACGGUGGUGAUUCGCGUGGACGACCAGAACGAUAAUUCCCCCCGCCUCGCCCGCCGCCUGUGGGAGCUGCAGGUGGAGGAGACGCCGAGCACCGCGCCCCCGCCCAACACCACCCUGCUAGAGUUGACGGCCGCUGACAGGGACGCCCACAACACCUUCCUCUACAGGGUGGUGCCGGACAGCGGCCACGGCUGGGAGAACUUCGGGGUGCGGUCUGUGGGCGCCGCGGGGCAGCUGUUUGCCUUGAGGGGCCUUGACUACGAGCUGGAGACUCACCGACGAGGCUUUCGCUUCAUGGUGCAGGUGACGGACCAGGGCCCCUGGGGGUGGGAAGACCUGCAGCACGUGGACUCUGCCUGGGUCACGGUGAGGCUGCUUGACGUGAAUGACAAUCCGCCCUUGUUCUCCCGCCCACACGCGCACGUCACUGUGAAGGAAGACGCCGCCCCUGGCACGUCGUUGGCCACACUGAGCGCUCGCGACCCUGACACGGGCAGCCGGCAGGGCGUGGACUACAGGCUGGAGGGUGGCUGGGAGGCCCUUGCUGUGGACGGGGACGGGAGCGUCAGUCUGGUGCGGCAGCUGGACCGCGAGGCCCCGGACGGCGAGGAGGGCGUGGUGCUGGUGGUGGCCGUGGACAGGGGCAGCCCACCGCUCUCCGCCACCGCCACCCUUACCAUCACCGUCACGGAUGUCAACGACUGCCCCCCGCGCCUCCUGCCGCCCACCCUCCUGCACGUCACCGAGGGCGGUCCACCCACAAAGCUGGGUGUGCUCAGAGUGACCGAUCCUGACGUGUGGGCGUUGGGUCACGGGCCGCCCUUCUUUCUCUCCCUGGCGCCCACUAACACGCCCCUCGUCCUCUCCCUCAUCAGCCUUAAAUUUGACCCGCGUCUGGACAGUGGGCGUGGCGGGGCGGAGGUGUGGACGGCGGGCGCGGUGGACAGAGAGCAGCACCCUCAGUUGGGCGUGGAGGUGACGGUGCAGGACGCCCAGGGUCUGGCCGCCACACAUCGAGUCACUGUGAUGGUGAAUGACCUCAAUGACAACCCCAUGAAGGCCGCAACCAAGACUGUGUACCUGUGGAAGACUCAGAGCGGCGGGUCAGACGCUCCGCUGGGCCGGGUGUUCGUGCAGGACCCUGAUGAUUGGGACCUGGCGGACAAAUACUUCGAAUGGGUGGGUCCCCCUCACCCACUGUUCACACUGCGGCCAAGUGACGGGACGCUCUUCGCCUCCAGCCAAGUCCGGGAAGGCAGGUACGAGCUCCAGUUCUCUGUCAGUGACAGCGCGUGGCGUCAGAGAGGCGUGGCCGCCAACGUGACGGUUCUGGUGCACCUCCUGAGUCCGGACGCCCUUGCCCAUGCCGCUCCCCUCGCCCUCACGCCCACCACGCCGGCCGCCCUCACACGGGGCUGGUCUCCCUCGGAGGGCGGCGGGAGACUCGGGGCGGUGUUGACCGAGGUGCUGGCGGUGCUGGAGGAGCGGCAGGCGGCGGUGGAGGUGGUGAGCCUGUAUGGUGGCUGUGGUCUCCCUAAUACCACGCUCCCCUUCCCCGAUUCGAGCCCCGCGCCCUCCACCUGCGUGUGGGUCAGUGCCAAGGACGCCCGCGGCAGGUACCUCGACCCUGUCAAGAUUCAGGGACUUCUUGCCCUGCACACUCGCCAGAUAGCGGCGGCCACCAACCUGACCGUCACCGCCCACCCACCGCCCGAUGAUGCCCACACCGUGCCGGACACACACCUGCACUCCGCCACCUCCCUCGCCUCAACCAGCCCUCCCCUGCAGGUGAUAGACACAAACUCCACCUCCCUGGUCACGCCGCGCCUCACCCACGCCUCGCCCUGCCACGCCCACGCCCUGGAGGCCCGUACACCCUUCGCUUGUCUGAAUGGCGGCCGCUUCGUCGGGUCCCUAGAUGGUGGUGAGAGGUGUGUGUGCCCCGGGAGAACCUCUGGUCCGCAGUGCAAAGUGCUGGGACGCACUUUCUGGGGCUCCGGAUGGGCGUGGUUACGUCCGUUGCCGCCCUGCCUGCCCACCACCAUUUCCCUGCGCCUCCUCACCCGCCGCCCGCACGGUCUUCUGCUAUAUGCUGGACCCCUGGCACCCCCACUGCGUCGCACCGCGCCGGCACCAAUGCUCACGCUGCAGCUGGUGGGAGGGCGGCCCCAAGCGCUGGUGGAGGGCGCGGGCGUGUCCCUCAAGCUGCACGUAAACACUUCCCUGAGUGACGGCCGCUGGCACACCCUGCAUCUCGUCCUCGACAACCAGAGCGUGGUGCUGAUGGUGGAUCUGUGUGGGCGUGGCUGGGAAGACAAGAUUGGGGAGGGCACCCACUGCCUCGCUCGGGGUAAGUGGCGCCCGCUUCAGAGCGGUGGCCCGUGGCUGAGUUCAGCGCCCCUCCAGAUGGGUGGAUUCGCCCACGCUCCGCCAGGCCGGGAACAACACGGGUGGCGUGAGGCGCCUACCCGCCACCACCUGACGGGCUGCCUCUCACACAUCACCAUAAACUCUCAGAUGAUCGACUUUGGCGAGCCUGCCUACAGCCAUGACAGCGCGAGUGGCUGCCUGCCCCAGGACGCGGCCUGUGCAGGAGGAUGCGGUGUCAGGGGCCGGUGCGUGGGCGGCUUGGUGUUGCCCAGGUGUGACUGUGAGCCAGGCUGGACAGGGCCACACUGUGCCUCGCCCACCGUGCCCACCCGUCUGGGGGCGGCCUCCUACAUGAAGGUGGCCCUCUCAUUCACUCCUAAUCCGCGAGUGAUCAAGCUGCAGGUGCGGGUCAGGCUGCGGGGCGCUCGCAGCGGCCUGCUGCUUCACCUGGCAGCACACCACCGCGCCGCCGCCGUCACCCUGCACCUGAAGGCUGGCGUGGCCUGUGCCUCCAUGUCUGGCGCCGGAUGGGCUGCUCGGAAGGCGUGCGUGGAGCGGCGCCCGCUUGGGGAUGGAACGUGGCACACUGUGGUCGCGGAGCGUCACGGCCACAAUCUGCGAGUGAGCGUGGAUGACGGGGACGGACGGAGUCUCAGCGAGACUCUGGCCUCCGUGGACACGCCUGCCGGAGAGGAGCCACCGCCUUCACUCAUGGUGGACAAGCACGACGGCGUGACGGUGGGCGGCCUGCCUGAGUUCGUGGGCGUGAACCUGGUGACGGUGCACGACGACCUGCAAGACACCUGCCUGGACGACCUACGGGUUUCGGACCACCAACUCCCGCUGCCUCCAGCUGUGAACGGCACCACCUGGGGGCAAGUGACCACAAUGGAGCACCUAGUUGAGGGGUGCCACCCUCCCGGGGAUCCCUGUGCCAACAUCAGCUGUGCGGCGCCGCGCUCCUGCCGGGCCACUUGGGACCAGCCCUCCUGCAGCUGUGGCCCCGGCAGGCGGGUUGUGGACGGGGCCUGCGAGGAUGUGGACGAAUGCCAAUGGCGGCCGUGUCUGCACGGUGGCUCAUGCCUCAACCUUCAGCCCGGGUACCUGUGUGUGUGUGGACCAGGCCACGUGGGCGACCACUGCCAGUGGUCCAAGUUGGCCUCCAGUGGACAUCCCGUAGCGGCCCCCGCUGCCAUCGCUGCCAUCACCGUGUCCGUCCUCGUCCUGGUGGUGCUUGGCGUGGUGUUGUCCCUGCGGCUGCACCGACUGAGGGGCGCACAUGGACUACAGGCGGGGACGGUGAAAGGCGGCAUCCAGAGUGUGAAGGGUACGGCAGUGGAGGGCAGUGAGGAGGGAAGUGUUGGAGAGGCAGCCGUGCGGGAAGGUUCCAGCGACACCCUGAUGGAGCUGCUCAAGCUGCGAGUGUCGAGGGACCCGUCAGGCCUGUCGGAGGAACGUGAGUACCACGUCUGGGCUGGGGAGGCUUUCUUGUCACUGCCUGUGUCACUGUCUUUCUGUUGGCUGCUGUCUCCCUGUGCUGCAGCUGCCGGCUGGUGAGAAGUCGGUUCGGCCACGUGUAGAGAAAAGAUGGCAAUGGUUGGGUGAAGUAUGCGCAGAGUUGUAACAUGAAAGAUGGAGGGCAGUCAUGAUUAGUAGUCGAGUAACAUGACACAAUCACUUCCUCUGUUCAGCGUUCUCCCUCAACCUUAUUCAUGUCCCUUGAUUUGGUCCUCUAGGACUCUGCCAAUUGUCAAGUUCCUAGGCAGACUGUCAGCAGAUCAGAGGACGUGAUUGGUGAGAAAUGCAAGAUACAGUGGGAGUGAGUGCUGCAGGCUCUUGACCUCUGAUCACGACUGUAACGCUGUGAGCCAAAACAGCAGGGAGGAGGAGAAGGAGGAGGAGGUCCCGUGGAAGUAGUACGCAGGUGGUGAGACGCCACGGGGCAGGGUUUGCAGAGUCUCACCGUGAGUGACUGAGGGCAACACUCAACACUCGUAAACAUGAUGAUGACGUGGAAGUGAAUGUGACUGAUGACAAUGACGAGUGUUGGCGGCAUUAUUUCCUGCACUUUUCACUUU